GGCGUCGUCUCAUCUUCUAUUGACAGCCAUUCCGCCUGCCUUCUUCAAGCGGAAACGCUGGACCGACAAGAAGUGCCAAAUGUGAGCUAGUCAGCAGCUAUGGCGGCUUCACAUUCCCCUCCGCCCAUAGAAAUAGAAUUCCCAUUUCCCGCACACUGUGUGGGAGCAUACAGGCACUUGGUCCCUCUCUCUAUAAGCCUCAAUUCCAACUUUUCAAAAUUCCCAAUAGAAGAUUCAAUUCCAUUGAUACAGAAGAAGAAGAAGAAUCAGAAGCAGACCCAGAAACAAAAACAAAUAUGGUGACGCUGAUAGUGGCCACAACCACCGAUCCAGCCUCCCUUGGCCCCGCUACCGCCCUCCUCGCCAUGCCCAAUUGGCACCCUGGUCCCUCCUUCCAGGGCAUCAGAAGCUUCGUCAAUGGAGAAGCCAGACUGCUGCAGCACGACAAAGGCAUUGUGGAAGAGGACCAUUUGGAGAUUCGGUGGGAGGAGGCCACCGGCGAGGUGGUGGAAAACCUCAUCUUCCUCAGCAAACACACUGCCGUUUCCAACCGCCCUGCUCUCACCGUUCACCCAAUCGGGGUUCCUCAUUUGCGCGAGGGGGAUGUGCCGCCUCAAGGUGGGAAGCCGGGAUGGGCGGCGCCGCCCGAUCCCAGGAUGGGUCCCUGGCUGAGAUUGUUGAAAAAAGUUGCAGAAUCUCACAAUUUAAUCCCCGAGUUUGAGGUUACAUUGGAGGCUACUCAUCAUGGACCAGUAACAAACAAGCCUACUAUGUUUUUGGAGAUUGGCAGCACAGAAGAAUACUGGAGAAGGCAGGAUGCUGCUCAAGUUGUUGCUCUAUUACUCUGGGAAGGACUUGGGCUUGGAGGUGGUGCACCCGUAGGCAACUGGACCAGGGAGAAUGAUAAGAACAAAGUUCUUCUUGGAAUAGGGGGUGGACAUUAUGUGCCUCGUCAUAUGGAUAUAGCAAGGAAGGAUGGCGUUUGGGUGGGCCACCUACUCUCUGGAUAUUCCUUGCCGAUGGAUGAUCCAAGUCAGUCAAAAUCAGGAAAUAAUGCAAAUGAUGUUGGCGGGAGUUGGAAAGAAUCAAUAAAAGUUGCAUUUGAGGUUACAAAAUCAGCUUUUCCUGGUGGUGAAAUCCUGGCACAUCUUGAUCAGAAGAGUUUCAAGGGCUGGCAGAAAAAUGCUAUUACUGGGUUUCUGGCUGAGCAGGACAUUAAAAUUGGGAAGCCAAAUGAUUUCUGAGAUUUUUAUGUUUUCUGCUGACGAAAGGUUACCCAUACGCAAUUCUUUUUUUCGAUUGGGACAGUUGCCUUACUGAAUUUAUGUAACUUUACGUCCUACAUAGUUAAUGAGUUAUGUAUUUUUUUCAUAUGAGAAUUUUCUAAAAAUAAGGAUAGAACAUGGAUAGAUCAUUUUAUUAUUAUUAUUAUUAAAGGUGUUUAUUAUUAUUGUUA
This is a messenger RNA of Malania oleifera, 1456 nucleotides long. Its product is annotated as D-aminoacyl-tRNA deacylase. Gene Ontology annotation, molecular function: D-aminoacyl-tRNA deacylase activity. Gene Ontology annotation, biological process: D-amino acid catabolic process. The record is from RefSeq and is a predicted model, not a curated record. Bases 297 to 1244 code for a protein of 315 amino acids. The transcript is spliced from 9 exons. NCBI's taxonomy places the organism in Eukaryota, Viridiplantae, Streptophyta, Magnoliopsida, Santalales, Ximeniaceae.